GAACUUUUAGCGGUGGGAUGAACAAGAUGUUAUCUCAUCUGGAAUUUCCGUAAUCGUGCUAGCACUAGACUUAUUAUUAGUUGUAUUCAAUGCAGUCCAACCCAACUUCAAAUUAUUCUAUGGAAAAUAAGUUGGAAAACCUAAAUAUAUGUGGAAAUGCUUUCGGAUAUGGUCAUAAUUCCUCUUCGCAAUAUAAAUUAAGGGAUAAGACAGGAUAUCCCCCAGACACGCCUCAAAAAUAUGUCAACGACAUGAGAACAGCAAGACACAACACAAGGGCGAUGUUGUUCGAUCCUGAAAGGAGCCCUUUGAGCUCGAAAGUCACUGAAAAUAAUUAUUGCAGAGCAAGUCCUAGCCCUAUGGUUAACAGACCAAGUACAGUUUUCAGCCCAGUCGGUGGACCUUCAAGUUCAUUUGAAAAAAUUCGUCAAGAUCUUCUCAAUUCAGGCCAUUUGUUUUGUGAUUCUGCUUUUCCAGCUGAUGACUCGAGUCUUUAUUACAGUCAAAGACCACCAUGUCAAAUUGUCUGGAUGCGUCCAAGUGAGAUAGUUGCUGCGAACAGCGGAGGUGGUUCCAUGGGUAUAACCCCAAGAAAGAUAUCAACACCAGAAUUCAUUGGUGAAGGUGGAAUCAAACUAGGCGAAUUGAGACAGGGAGAAUUAGGAGAUUGUUGGGUGGUUGCUGCAUUGGCUGCUAUAGCCAGCCAACCGAGUCUUCUUAGUCGUACUAUUCCUACUGGACAGUCGUUUCGAGUAGAAUGGUAUGCAGGCAUAUUUGCCUUUCGAUUCUGGCGUUUUGGGCGUUGGGAAGAAGUUUAUAUUGAUGAUCGUCUUCCAGUUAAAUCUGGUGGUCAACCAUUGUUUGUACAUUCUGGACGUUCAACAGAAUUUUGGCCAACAUUACUGGAGAAAGCUUACGCAAAAUUAAAUGGGUCAUAUGAAGCUCUGAAUGUUGGACUUGUCGGAGAUGCAAUGGAUGAUCUGACUGGUGGUUUAACAGAAUCAUAUACACUUCCAGGGGCAGAAGACCACGGACUUCAACCUCCAGCCGAUUUAGACGAUAUACUAAUAAAAUCAUUUGAUCGUCGAAGUUUAAUUACAGCUCGUAUAAAGACUAAAGGAGUACCUGGUCCAGGUUUUGUUAUACCGGUUGGAUUUGUACCUGGUCAAGCAUUUGGUUUAACAGAUUGUCGGAAGCUUCGACUGACGGAUGCAUCAGGAAGUCGUUUACUUCGUUUAGUCCGUUUAAGAAAUUUAUGGCCUUCAGUUCGUGUGGACUGGACAGGUGCGUGGUCAGAGGGUUCAACAGAAUGGCUUAGUCUUCCACCACAAGACCGUUUAAAAGUUGGCUUGGUGAAAGCUCAAGAAGAGUUUUGGAUGUCACUUGAAGAUUUUAUUGCCAAUUUCGACUAUUUGGAUAUUUGUCACCUAACAGAGCCACCUCCAGUGAUUUCUAAAUCUUCUAGUGCUUAUCAUUCCUUACAUAAUUUCCCAUCAGUUCACUUACGUGGUCGAUGGCUUCGAGGUGUGUCAUGUGGCGGUCGACCAUAUAUCCGUGCAAGUCACUGGGCAAAUCCUCAGUUUCGACUGGUAAUUAAUUCACCGGAUCCAAAUGAUCCUGAUGGGUUCGCUACAACCGUCAUUGCUCUAAUGCAAGCUGAUCGUCGUCGUCUACGUCAUCGUGCUCCUCGACUUGCAUCUAUUGGAUUUGUUUUAUAUCGGCUUCCAGCUGGAGCUAAUCCACCAAUGCCACGUGGGUUUUUUGAAACUAAUCAUCAUAUAGCUAGUGUAGAUUUUUUCUUCGAUUCUAGAGAAGUUGUUAAACGGUUAAAAUUAACACCAGGUCAUUAUCUUCUUGUUCCAUGUACAUAUGCAGCUGAUCAACCAGGUGAAUUUUUAUUACGUUUAUUAUUUGACAAUCCGGAUAGAAUUUGCGAAUCUACAUUAGAGCGUGUAGAACUUAGUGGUCUAGCUGCAACUGGACCAGAGCCUGAUCCAAACUAUGAAUUAUUUCAGCCACGUCUUAGACGAUUAUUUUAUGAAGCUUCAGGUGAAUCGAUGGCUGUUGAUGCAUUUCAGUUGGAGCCAAUACUUAAUUGCCUUUUGAGAGAUGAUCAUCGAGCACCAUACAGUAUGGUUAGUACAGAUGCUUGUCGAUCUCUGGUAGCCCUUCUAGAUCGUGACGGUACAGGACGUUUGUGUGAAUCAGAUUUUCGACGAGUCUGGGAUAUUCUACGAUCAUGGUCUCGUUUGUUUGCAAGUUUUGAUCCACAGAGAACUGCUCAUGUAACAAGUUUGGAUUUUCGAAUUAUUGUUGAACAAGCGGGUUAUACUCUUCCACACACACUAUUUUCUAAACUUGUGAACCGUUUUGUUAAUGUGGAUUGGCGUCUUGAUUAUCCGCAUUUUAUCAGCGCUAUGUCACUUAUAACAAAAGCCGUUGCAAUUUUUAAGAAUUUCGAUCAUGGUGGACGAGCUGUUCUGCCCUUGGAACAAUUUGUUGAAAUCGCAAUGACAAUGUAAUUUGAAAUGGGAUCAAUGAAAAAUAAAUCAUUCUUCCUCACUUUAUAUCUUUCUCUCUCACUCUCUCUUUAUGUUUUUAUAUUCCUUGUAAAAAAGAAUUCAGUAAUUUAGUAAUAUAUGAUCUAUUUUAAUAAAUCAGAUAACUUAUUGGUAUUUACUAUAAUAUUGAUAUUGUUACAAUAGUAAUAAUAAACGUUUUAUGAUUCUUAUUUACACAAUGUUUAGUUAUUUUUUACACAAAAUCUUAUUAUUUUUAUGUUUCUGACUGAUAUCUGUAUAGAGAGAGGGAGAGAGUGAGUGAAUGAGUGAAAAAGAAGUGUUAUGCCUUUUUUUAACUACCAUUCUUCUAAUUGAAUUAACAAAGUAUUCAUCGAUUUGAUCACUUCAAAUCAUUUAUCUACACUUUAGUUAUCUCAUCUCAAUUACACCUAUUCAUAUCUUACAACAGCCCCUCUUUAAUAUGAUAAUUAUUUAGAUAUACAGACAGUCAAGACUACUGCUGCCACUUCUACAACUACUGAUUUUGUUAUAUCGUUGAAAAGAGUUUACCAUAAUUAUGGAAGGUAGAAUGCAGAUCAUGGUAACUGAUAAUCGUUAUCAUAAUUAUGAACAAAAAUUUCUUUUAUACAAAUUUAUUCGUCUACUCAUUUGAACUGCUGUGAG
Molecule: messenger RNA, 3185 nt
Organism: Schistosoma rodhaini
Lineage: Eukaryota; Metazoa; Platyhelminthes; Trematoda; Strigeidida; Schistosomatidae
Source: the annotation of a GenBank genome assembly